AGGUACAAAAUUUGAAUUUUUCAAAAUCUUGCAAUCGCGGACAACUUAUUUCAAAGUGAAUUUUGAUCGAAUGUAUAAAAAUGAGCUUAAAACGAAAUUCUCAAAAUAAAAAUGAACAGUCUUUAAGUCAAUAUAAAAAGCGUAAAGGUAAUAAAAGUUACUUGGAAACCGUUUUAGAAGAGAGCGGUCUGAUUUUGUCAUCGCCUCCAGAAAAAUGUAUUGCUUCGCAGGAAACUGUACAUAUCAUACGUAACAUAAAGAAGAAUCUCCAAAAACAUAUUAACUAUCCAUGUAACGUAUCAGAAUUUUUUACUGACUUACAGAAAGAAUGUAAUGAUUUAAAUGUAUUCAAGCAUUAUUUAUAUCCUAAUAUUGUAAGAACUUCUUCUGAAAACGGUGAACUUGUAAUAAAUGAUAGUGUAAUUAAGAUUCUCUUGAAUAUUCCCAUUUUACAAGUGAAACUUAUAGACCACAUCUUUGAGAAAGCAAUUGAUUUAGCUGCAGAUUCAAAAUGUGGACCGUGGAUUCAAAUGAUAUUGAAAAGUUUCUCUACUUUAGAUAACUUAACAGAUAGUGAGAAAAUAUCCACAAACCUUAUUAAUUUGCUAGACAUUGCAUCAGAAAAGAUGGUUAGACUUGAAAUUAUUACUGCUAUACCAGAUAUAAUUGGAGAUCAGGAACAUGACAAUAUCGCUACAGAAAUGAGCAGAAUUUUAUCAGAAGACCAUGAUCUUAUUCCUGCAAUAUUAGACUGCUUAUCAUACCUUUGUUUAUCUGAUGAUCAAUAUGAACAAUUGCAAAGGAAAACUUUAAGUAUUUUAACUGGCUUAUCAAAGUGUAACUAUUUUGCAAACUUUGUAAAAUUUUUACUUAUACCUGGUCGUAUGACGGAGAGUCAAUAUAUAGAAGUUACUUUUAAUUUGAGAAAUGCACUAGGUUGGUCUACAUCUAUUGCAAAGCUACAAGAUAUUGCAUCCAGCCAAGUACUUACUGCUGCUGCAAUAAGAAACAGCAUUGUUUCAUCAAAAAAUAUAGCAAAUGCAUGGAUGAAAGUUGUGUCAAAUUGUAAAGAUAGUAAUGAUCACAAGCCUAUUGAUUUUAUAAUCUUGUUGAUUUUAUAUACAACUUCAGAAGAGAGACAGAAACAAGUGGAAUUGCUGCUGAAUAAGCAUAUAAAAUUAAAUAUUCUAAAGGAUGAAUUGAUAGAUGAUGCAUUUGAUAAGUUUAAGCCUAUAUUGGACGUUAAUUUAAGAUAUCUCAUAAACCUUUCAAAUUGUCUUUUAAAAACAAAAUCAAACCCAGUGAUACAGACUUUUGCAACACAUAUUUACACUUUAAUGUUUUCAAAACUGGAAGAAUGUAGACAGACAAUAGUUGCGGAACUUCUGCAAUUGGGUUUGGAUUGUAAACAGAGUAUGAUGAACAUUUUGUUAAUUCUAAAUAAUGUUGCAUUAAAAGAUGUUACUAUACUAAAACCACAAUGCAUACAAAUGCUGACUCUGUUAGAUAGAAUGGAUGACAUGAGCUUACCAGAAAUAAGGGCUACCAUGAACUUACUCUGUUGCCUUGCAUAUACUUGUGAAAAUUCUGUGAUUAGAGAUGACAUUCAUAUGAUUAUAAGAAAAGAAUUGGGUAGUUCAAAUCCUACAAUAAAAUUGCAAGGUGUUAUUUCUGGAAUACAUGCAGUUAAAUACUUAAUGGCAACCAAAAGUGAUGAUGAGCAAAGCUUAGAAUUACCAGAUGAUGUCAGCUAUAGUUCUGUACACCACUUAGCCGAUGGCAACUUGAGAGAGGCAGCUCAAAUUAUAGAGCUCAUAAGUAGAAGUACAAGGCAAUUCCCUGAUAUGAUUGUUUUUUUCUAUGAUGAACUCUGCAAGGUGGUUCAACCUGCUAAUGAUAUGAAUAGAAAUUUCUUAGCAUGGCUAACUGAUGCUGUGACCAAUGAUUUACAACAAAAUUUUAUAGUGGACAAUCUAGAAAAUAAUAGAUUUGGAGAAAUUAAACUGACCAUGCAACAUUGCCUUAAUUCUGAUAGUGAAAUUGAAGAGACAAUUGCUAUAAAUAUUGGUGGAUUAGUUUUGCAACAAAGAGAUGAUGUCAAUAUUUGUCUUUUGCCACCCUUAUUUCAACUUGUUCAAACUUUACAUUUAAGACACCAUCAGGGUAAUCUAUCAAGUAUUGAUGCACUACUUGGCUGUCCAAUUAUAAUGCCAGUUUUUGACAUUGAUUUGUUAGAUGAUAUGGAUAGUCAAAAUAUUCAAAUUCAACUCGAUUGUUUGUAUUAUUGUGUAAAUUGGAUAAGAGAGCUUAUUAACGCUUUUGCAUCUCAAAAUGAUCCCGCACUGAAGCCUAAAAUAUUUGUUAGAAUAACACAAGCUCAACAGUUAGAAGAUUUGAUUGGGAAAAUUCUUAUUUCAACUAAUAUAACAUAUAAUUUCCCUAAUAAUUCAUUCAGUUUGAAUGAUAGAGAACAAGGAGAUAAAAGACAAAUUAAAAGCAACAAAAAUAGUAAGAUGAAAUCGCAAAAAACAGUUAAUCAAGAUGAAACUAUUCUCCCUGAAACUGGAAGAACCCAAGUAAGCCAAAAUAAUAAGCCACUCAAAAAUAAUAUUGAUUUAAUAAGUAACGUCAAUUUCAGACCCCUAAGUUUCGGUAUCAUCAAUGUAGUCAAAAAUGAUUUGACUGAAGAUGAUGAUAUUAAAGACGAUGAUGCGGAAAUAACGAUUUGUAUCCUUAAAUAUGUUUUAAAAAACGUUUGCGUCAAUAUUGAACCAGUUUUGAUUUCUAAAAUAAAACAGCAAACCUUUUUAUCAAAACCUAAUAACAGUGAUGUAUAUGAUAAGGCUAAAGCGGAAGAAUAUGCAAAGAGCAUAAGCACAAUUUUGCCAAAUAUCGUAAAUCAUUUAAAAUGUAUUGCAUCUUACUUAGAUGCUCAUACCACAGCAGAUACUCAAAAUGAUAGUGGAUUUAUGUAUACGUCGAAGAUGAUUGAUUUUGUUAUUUGCUUGGAAUAUAUCUUUAAUAUGUGUACGGUAUAUUUUAAAUGGAUGGGAUUUAAACAUAGCAAUAUUCCGUUAUUGAAAACGUCAUUACGAACUUUUGUUACUGUGGAGCACGAAAAUACAGUCUCUCUGAAAGAUUUAUUAUUACAGGUUACUAAGUUUUUACAAAAACAUGAGAAAUACUGUCUUCAACUUUCAACCGCUGUUUCGUUAAUAGAAUUUCUGAAAGCCCUGCAAGAGUAUUCCACUAAUUCUACCAUUUUGAAGAUUUUAAGAGAGACUGCGGAAAAUUUCUUGUCCAAGGAAUGGAAAACUCCCGAUGGUGUUUUAGAGAGGGGUUUAUUAUUUAAUCAAAGUAUUGAUAGUCUAGCAAAAGUAUUUUUAAUUAAUAAUGAACUGUUAGAACUUAAAAAAAUAACAAUUUCUCUAACAAGAGAUAUAGAGUAUUUAACGAACCGCAACAGCGCGUUACCUUGUUAUAAAAGUAUAAAUAAAGCAAACUUUGCCAUUUUUUAUAGAAACUUGGGUACUGCUCUGAAUAAAUUAACAAAAGAUCGAUUAAAUGAUGGCUUGACCAAUUCGGAACAUUUAGGAUUAUGGAAAGAUGUAACAUUUAUUCUUAAGUGUAUGGCGGAUAUAGCGAAAACUUUAGACAAUAGAAAUAAUCUAUCGGCCUUUUUUAAGAAAUCUUUGCCUAUGAUAAAAUUAUUCUUGUCUCACGGAAUACCAAUACUUGAAAUACAAUUUAAAAACGAGACACAAGAAGUUCUAGAAAUAUUAAAAACUCUACAACAAUCAACAAGAUUUCUACAGUCGCUAUGUUGUCAUUCUCGGUUAAAGAAAGAUUCUGCAUUAAUGGGCAAAGUCCCUUACGUGAGACAAAUGCUCGAAACGUUAAUAUAUAAAGUUAAAGCGGCAUUAACUGCGAAUAAUUGUUCUGAAGCUUUUUGGAUGGGUAAUCUUAAAAACAAAAAUAUUCAUGGUGAAGUUAUAGCAACUCAACAAAGCGUUGAAAGUGAAGAGUCUGUUGAAGACUGUGAUGAACAAUUACCUGAAGACGAAGAUAGUGAUGAUACAGAUGAUGAAAUGCUUAAUCCUGAUUCUAAAAGUUUAAGUGAUAUUGUAUAAUUUUAAUAAAUUAAUAUGAAACAUU
Colias croceus (clouded yellow) is the source of this 4155-nucleotide messenger RNA. RefSeq names its product Fanconi anemia group D2 protein (gene FANCD2). Gene Ontology annotation, molecular function: DNA polymerase binding. NCBI's taxonomy places the organism in Eukaryota, Metazoa, Arthropoda, Insecta, Lepidoptera, Pieridae. Gene Ontology annotation, biological process: interstrand cross-link repair; mitotic intra-S DNA damage checkpoint signaling; double-strand break repair involved in meiotic recombination. The record is from RefSeq and is a predicted model, not a curated record. Bases 81 to 4130 code for a protein of 1349 amino acids. The transcript has a single exon. Gene Ontology annotation, cellular component: condensed chromosome; nucleus.